GGGCGCGGGCGGAUAAGGACGGCGUUUCCCCCUUCUCCUUCGCAGCCUGGCAGGAGAAGGCGACGGGAGCGGCGGUCCCGCCGGGAAGAUGCUCAAAGUCACCAUGCCCUCGUCUCCCUCCUCUUCGUCGUCCUCCUCUUCGUCCUCGUCCUCCUCCUCUUCGUCCUCCUCGUCCUCUUCCUCCGCCGCCACCGCCGCCGCCGUCCCCCCGACUGCCACCUCCGCUCGGGCCGGAGCCGUCGCCGCCGCCGCCGCCGCUGCGCCCCCCGAGUACUGGAUCGACGGCUCCAACAAGGACACCCUGGCCCACUACUUCGAGGUGGAGUCCGAGCUGGGACGGGGUGCGACAUCGAUUGUGUACAGAUGCAGACAGAAGGGGACGCAGAAGUCGUAUGCCCUCAAAAUGUUAAAGAAAACGGUCGACAAAAAGAUCGUCCGAACUGAAAUAGGAGUUCUUCUCCGCCUUUCACACCCAAAUAUUAUAAAGCUGAAAGAGAUAUUUGAAACCCCUACAGAAAUCAGCCUGAUUUUGGAGCUGGUCACAGGAGGAGAGCUGUUUGACAGGAUUGUGGAAAAGGGAUAUUACAGUGAACGGGAUGCGGCUGAUGCUGUUAAACAAAUCCUGGAGGCAGUUGCUUACCUUCAUGAAAAUGGUAUUGUCCAUCGUGAUCUGAAACCAGAGAAUCUACUGUAUGCAACUCCAGCCCCAGAUGCACCCCUCAAAAUAGCUGAUUUUGGACUAUCCAAAAUUGUGGAUGAUCAAGUGACCAUGAAAACAGUAUGUGGAACACCAGGGUACUGUGCACCUGAAAUUCUUCGAGGAUGUGCCUAUGGACCUGAAGUGGACAUGUGGUCCCUGGGGAUAAUCACCUACAUCUUACUCUGCGGCUUUGAACCGUUCUACGAUGACAGAGGAGACCAGUACAUGUUUAAGAGAAUUCUGAACUGUGAUUAUGACUUUGUCUCCCCCUGGUGGGAUGAUGUAUCUCUAAAUGCCAAGGAUUUGGUUAGAAAAUUGAUCAUUUUGGACCCUAAGAAGCGUCUGACCACCUUUCAAGCUCUUCAGCAUCCCUGGGUAACAGGCAAAGCAGCAAAUUUUGCCCACAUGGACAAUGCCCAGAAGAAACUUCAAGAAUUCAAUGCUCGGCGGAAGCUUAAGGCUGCGGUGAAGGCUGUGGUGGCAUCCACUCGUCUGGGCAGUGCCAGCAGUCACAGCAACACCCACGACAGCAAUAGGUCCAACCAGAAACCACCUCCGGCCCAGGGCCGCAAACCCGAAGAGACAUCGGGGCAGAAAAUUGAGUGCGCCCAAGAAGAUACACCGAAGGAAGCCCCAGCCCCAGCAGCAGCAGUGGCACCACCAGAAGAAACAACGAAGGGAGAGGCCCAAGUUGCUUGAUUUUAGGUUUGGGGUUGAAAUCUGUCUUAUGUGGGUGGGCGGCUCUACUUACCU
Messenger RNA from Ornithorhynchus anatinus (platypus), 1453 nucleotides. RefSeq names its product calcium/calmodulin dependent protein kinase IV (gene CAMK4). The coding region runs from base 89 to 1399 and encodes 436 amino acids. Gene Ontology annotation, molecular function: calcium/calmodulin-dependent protein kinase activity; calmodulin binding; ATP binding. The transcript is spliced from 11 exons. The record is from RefSeq and is a predicted model, not a curated record. Gene Ontology annotation, biological process: protein phosphorylation. NCBI's taxonomy places the organism in Eukaryota, Metazoa, Chordata, Mammalia, Monotremata, Ornithorhynchidae.